AGAAGGAGGCGGAUUUGAGCUGUGACGUUUAUUUUGUCAACGCCGAUUUUAACGCUAGCAUAACGCCGCUAGCGAUUACUUGCAGCGGUUUUGCUUUCCUUUGCGAGCACCAUGAGGUUUAUUUUCCUGGCAUGUGUUACACUUGCGUGUUCCUCCGUGGUAAUUGGGGCCCCAGCACUUUUAAAUGUGGGUGAAGGUGAACCAGUAGCAUCAAACAAUCAUCAAAAUGUCAGAGCGGAUCCCCCUGAAAAUCCCCCUGAAGAAAAGAAGGACCAGAAAGAUUCAGAUUUAAAAAUUGAGCCUAUGUCUCCGAUACAGAAAAAGACAGAGGAGAAGGUGAAUGACGAUUUAACGGCAAAAGAGCAGGAGGCUAAAGAAGGAAUGGGGGGUGUGAAAGCUUCGCCAGAGGUUGCCAAAAGCAAAAUAGCUCAGGGGAAUCCAGCGACAAAGUCAGGUGACUCAACUAAGGAUGCAAAAUCAGGAGAAGAGCCGGACAAGGAUGGCAAAUCUGAAGGAGAACCUGCAAAAGAGGCAAAACCUGAAGUGGAGCCUGCACAGAAGGCAAAAAACGGUGGAGAGCCAUUGAAGGAGGUAAAAUCAGAGGAUCCUGCAGAGAAAGAGAAAUCUGAAAGAGAGCUUUCUAAGGAAGAGAAAUCAGCAGAGCUGGCAAAAGAGGAGAAAACAGGAGAGCCUAAAAAGGAAAAAUCAGAAGAAGAGCCUGCAAAAGAGGAGAAACCAAAAGGAGAACCUGCAAAAGAGGAAAAACCAGGAGGAGAGCCAUCAAACGAGCAGAAACCUGAAGGAAUGCCUGCAAAGGAGAAAUCAGAUGGCGAGGAGGUGAAACCAGGAGAGCCUGCCAAAGAGGCAAAAGUGGAAGAACUGGACAGUGAGGCCAAAUUGGGCGGAGAGGAAGGGCCAAAUCGAAAAACGGGAGGCAACCGUCAGUAUGGGCGACCUGGUGGAAGUGACGAGGUGGAAAGCAGUCAUUUCUUUGCAUACCUUGUGUCGACAGCAGUGGUGGUCGCAGUGCUUUACAUCGCGUACCACAACAAGCGCAAGAUAAUUGCCUUUGUUUUGGAAGGAAAAAAAUCAAGAUCUUCUCGUCGACCAAAAUCCACAGAGUACCAAAAGUUGGAACAGCAUUUGUAAUCAGAUGCUGUAGCCUUGAGACUGAAAGCGCCGUGGGACGGCAUCAGAGGAAGUGAGCGUUUGAGCUGACAUGCUUUUUGGCUCGUGUGGACGUUUGUUCUGUUCUGUAGAUGGAUGCUUAUUGCAUGACUAUGCAGAGGACACUGUUGCCUUAUUGUCAGAUCGAGUCAAACGCAGUGACAGUUAAACACGCAUGCUGUUUUUGCACCUGUCUUUAUUCCACUUUAUAAUUAUGAGAGGCCACGACUCAGGAUAUAGUUCAGUAGCAGAUGAAAGCUUUGUUUCUUUUCCAUGUUAUUUUCUCGCUUUGUUUGUACAGCUAUGAUUGCACUGUGAGCCAAAUAAGCCAUUAUGACUCCUUGUAAAAGUAAAACAUUUUAUUUGUUAAGGUCUGUAGCUACCUCCAUCUAUUAAAAUGUCCAUGUUUGCGCCUCUAUUUAUUAUAGCAUUUGAUUCCCAAGAAUGAAUCCAAAAAUUAUCUAAUAGGAGUAAUUUAAAACAUUUGUGAAUAUAUAUAUAUAUAUAUAUAUAUAUAUAUUGUUCAUGCUGAAGGUGAAUUAGAAAGUUUGCCGUAUUAUCAUUUAUAGCGCAAAGAACCAGCAAGACUCCUGUGAACAUGAUAAAGCCUAACUUAAGGCAACGUUUUGUCGAAUCAGAUUUAGUAGAUGAGUUUGUGCUAUGCCUUUUUGUUCUUUUAUUUGAAUUUGGUAAUGAGAGAGGAAGCAAGGUAGCUACUGUAGUUCCUGAAAUGUUUGAAUUGGUUCCGUAGUGGAUGAUGCUUAACCACUCUAUUGUUUGCCACACAUGUAAAUGUUAAUGUGUUUCUCCAGACUAAUAAUAAUUGUGAUAUAAAUGUGUUGUGCCGCAUUGCUUUGUAAGUUUUAAAUUAAAUCCAAAUUAAAUAUAUCUAAAUUAUCACCCUGUUUACUCAGGACAGUAAAUCAGUUUUUGACCUUUUCUACUUGCUACUUGGAGUGAAAUUUAACUGAUUAAUUAUUGACAGAUGCAAUCCUUCAAAGGUGGUAGCACCUUUGGAAAAAACAUGAAUGACGGGGAAUAAUAAGUUUUUUUUUUUUUUUUUAAACUUGUGUCUGCCAAAUAAAGUGCUUCACUGUAUUGUAUUCAAUUUGACAUUGAUGUAUUGAAAGGAAUACUUUCUCAAUGGCAGUGGUCAUAAUUUAUGAAGAAAAAUUCUAAUCUGUGUGAUUACUGUUAUCUGGCCAAAAUAUUUGGAACAUCUUGCUGUCUAUGAUGAAAUAAAUGGUUUUUGAGUACUU
This is a messenger RNA of Phycodurus eques (leafy seadragon), 2426 nucleotides long. RefSeq names its product trans-golgi network protein 2 (gene tgoln2). The transcript has 4 exons. NCBI's taxonomy places the organism in Eukaryota, Metazoa, Chordata, Actinopteri, Syngnathiformes, Syngnathidae. The coding region runs from base 112 to 1149 and encodes 345 amino acids. The record is from RefSeq and is a predicted model, not a curated record.